Pyricularia grisea is the source of this 348-nucleotide messenger RNA. RefSeq lists its product as uncharacterized. The record is from RefSeq and is a predicted model, not a curated record. The transcript is spliced from 2 exons. The coding region runs from base 1 to 348 and encodes 115 amino acids. NCBI's taxonomy places the organism in Eukaryota, Fungi, Ascomycota, Sordariomycetes, Magnaporthales, Pyriculariaceae.
AUGAUCUACUGGUGUAUCAUCUCUCAAGGCACCAAAAAAUCCAAAAGUCCCAUAGGGGAGACGGCACCGCUGAACGAGACCUUGAUCCACGAGUCAAAGCAGCAGGGAAACAGCAAGGGUAGAACGGGCCUCAGCGGCCAUCAUCAUUGUGACGUCUGCGGCAAAAGUUCUCCCAAGAGUUGCAGGCGCAAGGGCCACAUUGUGGCGUGCGAGAAACACCCGGAUACUUGGUAUUCGAUCUACCAAUCCUGCGUCCUCUGCUGGACAGAGAGGAAAAGAGAGGCAACCAGAGAGGAGAAGGAGAGAGGUGCCCAAAGAGCGGCGAGGGGAGAAGGAACGAUGGGAUAG